AUGACAUUAGAGAGCACUGAUUUAGCUCUAUACACAUCAUUGGGCUGCGCGAAUAUUUUAUUCUCCGGAUUAGUGGUACUUACUUUUUUACACUCAAAAGAGCUUCGACAACAUCCUUCAGGGCUGAUUGUUUGUCUUAGCAUAUGCGAAAUUAUUAUGUCUUUCCACAGCAUAAUUUUUGUAUGGGAUACUGAGUCGGUUAUAUCGAUCUAUCAACUACUCCCAGGACUGGCUGACCACUUGGGCUACACAAUUGGGCAUCAAACAAUUUCUCUGAUUCUGUGUGGAAUUAAUCAAGUUAUGCUAUCAAUUGGGAUUGUCGGAAGUUUAUGCUAUAACAUUGCAAUAUGCUUAGAUCUAAUUGUCACCUUGUACAACCCGUUUAUUUCUGGACAGAAAAGGAAAAAGUUUUACCAUAUCGCCACUUUUUUGACGACAGCUUAUUUUGUUUCCUAUGUCAACUGGGAAAACCAAUUUAUAUCAAGAUGCAUUGCAGAAAACAAAGAUAGACUCGAAAUUGCAGUAUCUGGAGCUAUUGAAAUAUUAUUGGUCGUUUUUUUUGGAAUAGGGCUGAUUUCUGUAAUUUAUGCGGCAUGGAGGUUCACAAGAGGUCUGAAAAUGAUUACAGAUCACAGCCGGCAGUAUUUAAUAAGGCAUAUAUUAUAUGUUUCUGCGUUUAUUUUGCUAUGAAUGUGGCCUACCCUAAGCUAUUUUUCGAAAAAGUCUAAUGACGUAAAUUUUGAUAUAGACACAGUUGCCCUUGUAGCUUAUUUGUCCUCUGGCUUUUUUUUAGGGAUCAUUCGUACAUGCGAUCCUUUAUUUUGGAAAAAAAUUAAAAAAUGUGCAAUCUUUAAGCGCGAAGAAAUAGAUAUGACUGCUGAUGAUGCUUGAAAUUUGCCAAUUGCAGCUGUUGUAUUUGGGAAAUUAAAUAUAGAACUGGCUUAUUGUAUUUUUUCUAGUCUGCAUGGGCUAUUUAUGAGAAGAAAAUACUCAAAAACCCAAUUCACUGAUGGAAAUCCCUAUUUAAAAGUGGAGAAGCACAAGCUUUUUCACUAUUUAAAAGACACAGCCAAAAUUUGGGGAAUAGCCGACUCAAAAUUGCCACAAGUUGUAAUAAAAGAAUUUGCACCUGAUAUUUUUGAAGACAUAAGGGAAAUUUAUAAUUUAUCAUAUGAAGAUGCAUUAAUGAGCCUUGAUCCAUAUGAGAAUAAAGAAAAUAUGUUUAAAGUUGACGAAAGCUCAGGAAAAUCCGGAAGUUUUUUCUUGUUUACAAGUGACAAUAGGCUUUCUAUUAAAACAAUUAAGCGCAAGGAAAAGAAAACUAUGCGAAAAAUCCUCAAAGACUACCAUAUUCAUUUAAAAAAUAAUCCUCAUUCCAUGUUGUGCAGGAUUUAUGGACUCUAUACAAUAAAAGUUCCUGGUGUAACUUCUCUAGACAUUAUUCUUAUGCAAAAUGUCCUCUAUGGGGUAGAACCUUUAUUCACGUUUGAUAUCAAAGGUUCAACAGUCGGCCGCACAGCUUGCGAUAAAGGUAAACCGAGCGGUCCACUGAAGGAUUUGGACUUAAUUAAAUUUAAGCAUAUUUUUGAGCUUUCUGAAGAUGAUAAAAUUCGAAUUGUCGAUAUCAUUGUAAACGACUCAAAGUUUUUGUAUAGUCACAAACUAAUGGAUUACUCCUUGCUGCUUGCAAUUUGCAAGAAUUGUGAUGAAAGCUCAGCGAGAUAUAUCCAGUCUCUUGACCCAAAAUACAUAUAUACGAUGGGAAUCAUUGAUUUCUUGACAGAAUUUAACUAUUGAAAGUAUAUGGAACUUGCUUAUAAAGCUGUUAUCCAUGGGAGAAGAAGAGCUGGACAAAUUUCAGUGGCAACUCCAAGAAAUUAUGUGAAUAGAUUUGUUUAUUUUAUAUUUAGUGUCGUUGUCCAAUUAGCGCAGAAGUCUUCAUCUUUUAAUAUUGACUGGAAUAGCUCUGGAGCAAGGUAA
Blepharisma stoltei is the source of this 1980-nucleotide messenger RNA. NCBI's taxonomy places the organism in Eukaryota, Ciliophora, Heterotrichea, Heterotrichida, Blepharismidae. The record is from the annotation of a GenBank genome assembly.